CCUGUAAAUAGUCGUGUGGUGCCGGUGGAAAAACGAAAAGCGACGCAAGGGUUCAAAUCGGUUCCAUCAAACUUAAUUGUUUAGAUAGCUUAGAUUGUUUACGUUUCAGGAGAAAUCAUGGUUGACCGUUUAAUAUACAAUACGGUGCUUUCGCAAGCAUUUUCUCCUUGUGGAAAUUAUUUGGCUGCAUCUAAUACUUAUGGCGAUAUUGCAGUUUUUAGUCUGAAUAAUGUUUCAAAUCCAUCAGAAGACAUUAAAGCAACAAAUGGAGUACAGCAUCCCUUACAUCACAUCAGUGGUAUGGAGGGUGGAAAUGUAUGCUCUCUUGUGGCUACUCCAGAUUUUCUUAUUGUUGGAGGCAUUGGAGAAAUUAGAGGUUUCGAAUGGAAAACCAUCAUUUCUGGAAAAAGUGAGCAGAGUUUUAAAAUACAAGUUCCUCUUUACAGAGAUAGAUCAGAGCCAACCGAUGUUAACUGUUUAGUCUACAAUUCAUUGGAAAAUCACCUCUAUGCUGGUUGUGGAGAUAACAACAUUUAUGUAUUCAAUUUGGAAGAUGGAAAAUUAAUCAGAACUCUCAAGGGUCACACUAACUACAUACACAGUAUUCAUAUGAGCGACAAUCAGCUAGUGUCAGCAAGUGAAGAUGGUACAGUGAGACUUUGGGAAGCAAGGAAGUCCUCUCAAACAGGUGUUAUCAAGCCGUACACAAAUGGCCGACUAGCACGUCCAGAAUUAGGUAAUUGGAUUGGUGCUGCUGCCAUUAAUGAUGACUGGCUGGUGUGUGGUGGAGGACCAAGACUCGCACUAUGGCACCUGCGAUCAAUGGAGGUCACAACCGUCUUUCCUGUUAAUGAUUUGAAGGGUGUCCAUGUUGCGAAAUUUCAUGAGGACCGUGUGUUUGCUGGUGGAGCUGGUCCUAAUUUUUAUCAGCUCAGCUUGAAUGGACAAAUCUAUGGUCAAAUUCCGACAUCAGCGUCCACUGUUUAUUCUGCUGAGUUUCAAGAGAGUCCUCAAAAGAUUCUUGCCAUUGCUGGUUCCAGUACAUAUGUGGAUAUCUGCACUAAUUUCAACUACCUGGACCAAAAGCUUACUUUUGCCCUGUCCUCGAAUAUUAAAUAACUUCUAUAACUUUUGCAGCAUAACAUUUUACUACAAUUUAUGUACACAGUUUUUAUGUUAUCAGUGCAAUAAAGUAAAAUUGUGUUUUGAUGGUUA
Thrips palmi is the source of this 1215-nucleotide messenger RNA. RefSeq names its product THO complex subunit 6 (gene thoc6). The record is from RefSeq and is a predicted model, not a curated record. Bases 118 to 1119 code for a protein of 333 amino acids. Gene Ontology annotation, cellular component: THO complex; transcription export complex. Gene Ontology annotation, biological process: mRNA export from nucleus. Gene Ontology annotation, molecular function: protein binding. Lineage: Eukaryota; Metazoa; Arthropoda; Insecta; Thysanoptera; Thripidae. The transcript is spliced from 6 exons.